Messenger RNA from Oreochromis niloticus (Nile tilapia), 573 nucleotides. It is a transcript of the gene mgst2, whose product is annotated as microsomal glutathione S-transferase 2. Gene Ontology annotation, cellular component: nuclear envelope; endoplasmic reticulum; membrane. Gene Ontology annotation, molecular function: glutathione transferase activity; enzyme activator activity; glutathione peroxidase activity. The transcript has 4 exons. The record is from RefSeq and is a predicted model, not a curated record. Gene Ontology annotation, biological process: leukotriene biosynthetic process. Bases 96 to 512 code for a protein of 138 amino acids. NCBI's taxonomy places the organism in Eukaryota, Metazoa, Chordata, Actinopteri, Cichliformes, Cichlidae.
UUUGCCCCAGGAAGUACCUCCUAUUUGUUAUGUAAAGCUGACUUUGUUUUUAGGAGCAAACUGUGAGGACGGCUGUGUUUUUUCCUAACAGUGCGAUGGAAACAGACUCCCCUCUUUUGUUGGCUGCAGUGUCCCUGCUGUCAGCUCUGCACAUGGGCUACCUGACUCGGCAGGUAGGAAGAUCCAGGAUGGCUCACAACAUCUUACCUCCUGUUGUCACUGGACCUCCAGAAUUUGAGAGGACAUUUCGUGCACACCAGAACUGUGUGGAGUUCUACCCUCUCUUCCUGGUGUCGCUGUGGACCUGCGGUACCUUCUUCAGUGAGGUGUUUGCAGCUGCAGGAGGGCUGGUCUACAUGCUCGCUCGACAGAUGUAUUUCAGCGGAUAUGUCACAUCCGCCAAGAAAAGGUUACCUGGCUUUAUUCUGAAUUUGGUUGUCAUCGGCAUUCUGUCUCUGCUGGGUUCGAUUGGAGUACUGCACGGAAUACUAUAUAAAUACUUUCUUAUCUAACUUUGAAAAAUGUCAUCAAACUGUGCAAACCAACAAAUAAAGUUCUUUGUAUUUGGCAGAA